Molecule: messenger RNA, 1347 nt
Organism: Spodoptera littoralis (African cotton leafworm)
Lineage: Eukaryota; Metazoa; Arthropoda; Insecta; Lepidoptera; Noctuidae
Source: the annotation of a GenBank genome assembly
AUGUCUGUAGCAUUUGCAGCACGCGGAAAUCGACCUCCUUUGAGCCCGGCGCAAAUUCAAAAGAUGUUAGAUGAAAAUGCUCAUCUAAUUCAAACUAUUCAAGAAUAUCAAUCAAAAGGUCAACUUAUGGAGUGUCAUCAAUAUCAACAAGUUUUACACAGGAAUUUAGUUUAUUUGGCGUCGGUUGCAGAUGUAAAUCAAAACAUUCAAAGCAUACUUCCGCCUCCUCAUCAACUGGCAGCUGGCAACUCACAAGCACCUCCAAUUAAUUCACCUUCUCCUAGUGGUGGUGAUGUGUCAGGGGGGCCUCAAUCUUCUUACAGACCUCCCGGAGUGUCUACAACACCAACAAGACCCACACAAUCUUAUGGUCAAAGACCAUAUCCGCAAAAUCAGUACCAAGGUCAAUAUCAAGGUGCUCCAGGUGGGUAUCCUCCGCAACCUGGUUAUGGACCACCUAGUCAAGGUUAUGGACCUCCUAAUCCUCCUCAACAGCCACAAGGUUAUCCUCCAAAUUCAAACUAUGGUCCUCCUAUAACAACUACUCCAAGUAAUUAUCCACCAUCUACGCACCCAGGCCCAGGGUAUCCACCAUCAUCAGCGCAGCAACCUUAUGCACCACCUCCUGGCAGUCCUGCUGCUUCUGGAACACCCUAUCCUGUGCGUGGUGCUUCACAACCUGCUUAUACUGGUAAUUCAGCCUAUCCACCAUCACAAACAGGUUCAAAUUAUCCCAAUGUAGGUGUUAGCACUUAUAAUAAUUCUACUGGCUCUCAACCUCAACCAUACCAAUCCCAACCUUUUCCUAAUACUACACCAACAUCAGCUUAUAGUACUACUCCUACAUCACAGCCAAAUCGUUCUCCACAACCACCACCCACUGGUUAUUCAACACAAAACCCACCCACUUCUGGUUAUGGAUCUCCAUCAGCUCAAUCCCCUACAUAUAAUUCUAGUUCGCAUAAUAAUGCCCCUCCAACAUCAGUGGCGUCUGGGGCGCCAACAUCAGGUGGACCUCCAGGUCAACAGUACCCCCCACCUGGACAGGCUUCUCCUUACCCACCAGCAACUCAGCCUCCUUACUCCAACCCUUCAUCGCAACCAGGAAGUCCUGCGCCAUCAGUUUCUACAGCGCCACCUCCACAAGGGUCAUAUCCUCAAAAUCCCCAAAAUUAUCCUGCUGCAGGAGGUGGUUAUCCACCUCAUGCUUAUCAGCAAGGUUAUCCUCCAGCGCAAUAUCCUCCCUCUCCAUACCCGUACGCCCGUGCUCCAACACCUGGAGCUCCACCUCCUGGUGGUCCACAACCUUAUCCUGGAUAUGGUUUCCAACCACCAACUCAACAGUAA